CAUUCCGAAGUCUGAACCUCACAACGUCUUCGCUCUUCUCACGCUUUGGAUGUUUUGAAAUUCUCUGCAGUUUUAGUGUUUUUAACUAUAAACGAAUUAUAUGCAAUUACAAAUGUGAAAGAAAGGAUCCAGAUUGAACAUUUUUUUUCGAUAUCUUUCGCUUUUUCGUCUUUUUUUUUUUUUAACAUUUCGGAUUUAUUUUGCUAAUUUAAUAAUGAAUCAUCUCUCACAACAAAUCUCUUCUCUUCCAUAAUUCUUAUUAACGUUACUUCUUUAAAAAGACAACCGAAUAGGGAAGAAAGUUGUAGAUUUUGGUGGCGAAUCUAAUUUAAGAGCCAGAACUACAACACUUAUUCAAUGAAACAAUUUUUGCAUGGAACAGAAUAUGGAUAAUACUCUCAGCGACGUUUACACUCCACCUGACGCAACAUCCACUGUUUUAAGUGAAUUAUCACUGAUGUCUUUGCAUUCCAAUGACGAUUGUUUACCACCAGAUCGAGAAUCUGAGACAGAUUUAGCUGAUUCGGUGCAAAAUGAACCUACCCACCCUUCUGAAACAAGAUUACAAGGCGAUUACUUGCUCAAGUCUUUUGUAAACGAACAGAUUUAUAAAGAAGGUUUAGAAGUUCCAUCUGAUGAAACCAUAGAUAAAGAUUAUGGAAAAAAACAAGAAGCACAUGCACUUGGAAGAGACUUGAGAAGGUUGGCUGACGCUUUUGAACAGAGUUAUGAAAGGAAAGAAGUGAAGAAAAAAGCUAGCACUUGUAAUCUUGACAUCAACAGUUACUCAGAAUUUUCUAGAAUUUUGAAAAGUUUGUUCACCAAUGGUGGGAUCACACACAGCAGAAUCAUAGUCUUAUUCUUUUUUUGUUCCGAUUUUGCAAUUCGCACCUUAAAAGAGUGUUCACAGCGCUUUACGCGCUUUAUUAAUUGGUUUUUCCAGUUUCUAUCGGAUUAUGUUUAUGAGUGGGUAGAAUUACAUGGUGGAUGGUUUGCUGUUUUGAACCCAACACACUACAACAAGUAUAUAAUGCUUAGCACUGUUGUUGCUUGUAUGCUAGCCAUAGGUAUUUACAGAUGGAUGAAAAGAUAGCAAGUUCACUAACAAUUAAUAUUUUUACAGUCUUUGUUUUUCUCCAUCUCAUACACAAACACAAACACACAUACGUUAUACUUUGUUUAUUUUGGAAAGGUGAGAAAAAAAAAUUUGAAACAAUUCUCAAUAUUCUUGCCAAAUGACAAAUUAUUUUCAUCAGAAACAUUGUAAUAAUGCCAUUUAAUUUGACUGAGCAAUUUGAAAGUU
This is a messenger RNA of Octopus sinensis (East Asian common octopus), 1303 nucleotides long. Its product is annotated as apoptosis regulator BAX. The transcript is spliced from 4 exons. The record is from RefSeq and is a predicted model, not a curated record. Gene Ontology annotation, biological process: intrinsic apoptotic signaling pathway in response to DNA damage; regulation of apoptotic process; extrinsic apoptotic signaling pathway in absence of ligand. Gene Ontology annotation, molecular function: protein homodimerization activity; protein heterodimerization activity. Bases 374 to 1093 code for a protein of 239 amino acids. NCBI's taxonomy places the organism in Eukaryota, Metazoa, Mollusca, Cephalopoda, Octopoda, Octopodidae. Gene Ontology annotation, cellular component: mitochondrial outer membrane.